AGGGCGGUAAAGAAAUGGAGGAAAGCUCCGGCGCACUCUCCGACGCAGCAAUCGAAACCCUAAAAGCCCGAGGAUGGUGCUUCGGCGACUUAGAGCAACUCAAAGCGAUGAUCGUGAUCCAGUCAGCUCUCACCGACGACGCGCGCACGGUGGUGAGCUCAGUCGAAUCGGAGCUCCUCAACACGGAUCUCAAAUCCGUCGGAGCCAAGUCGUUACCCGACCCGGUCACUCUUCGCAAGUCGUCUCAUCUUCUCGGCCCCAAAGUCCUCCAGAUAGCUUGGGUUAGAGACAUUGCGAGUAGCAAUGCGGACGAUUUUGCGAGAAAUAGUAGCCGGCGGCUUUUGAAACUUGGGCUCAGUGAUGGACAUGGUGAGGUAGCUGCUAUAGAGUACUCGCAUAUCGCUUCAUUCUCCGACGACGUCGUUCCCGGCACUAAGGUUCGCCUGGAAAAUAAAGCUGUUGUUCGAAAUGGGAUUGUGUGUUUGAGUCCUAAAGUCUUGACUGUGUUGGGAGGUGUUGUUCAGUCCCUUUAUGAAGAAUGGGAGAUGAAUAAAAAAUAUUCGGGGUUUUCACGUUCGACUUUGAGGCUUUCAAAGGAGAGCGAGGGUAGCGGCCCUCCUCCGUUUGAGAAGUUGCAAGUUGGGGCACCUAGAACUCAGUUUCCUCGGCAGGACAAGCCUUAUCAGUCUGGUGUUGACACCAAGAGCAGCGAUGCUACUUUGAGAUCUUCUGACAUGAGACCAACUGAAAAGCAGCAGCAGAGCGUUCAUUCAAAGUCAAAUGAUAAUGAUGAUCCUGAUAAGAGAAGCAACAUGGAUGGCAAUCCUAAGACGGAUUCCAUUGAUGAAAGAACUGAAGAGAAACCUAGCAGCUCUGCACCAAGGCCAAAAGAAGCUGUUGAAGCUGUCCCUGUUCAGAACCAGGCAGCAGCACAGAAACUCCUCCAGAAAAUGAGUCAUCAAAACCAGGAUAGUAGGUAUUCGAGAGGUAGAAAGUUUAGAGGCAAGGGGAGGGAGGAAGAGUCGGAAGUGUUCACUUUGGAAGAAUGGGAAAAGAGGAAAGCUGGUGCAAAGCCUUCCAUAACCGCUCCUUCUGCAGAUGUUCGUCGUGAUGAGGAACUUGCUUGGCAGCUUCAAAAUCAGUUUGAUUUAGAAGAUUCUCAUGUACAGACGGGUCCUCCUCAAAAUGUGGGGGCAGAUGAUAUUAAAUUGAGCAUGUUUAAGUAUGAGAAGGAUGACGACUGGGGUAGUGGAAUGGGAAAUGAGAGGAGAGGGAGAGGGAGAGGGAGAGGAAGAAGGAGAGGAAGGGGAAGAGGAUGGGAAGAUGAGGACCGCGGUUACAAAAUGGAACAUGAAGGGAGUGGAAGAGGGAGCGGAUGGGGAAGAGCAAGGGAAGAUGAUGGCGCUAAUAAUAUGGAAUGCGGAAGAGGUGGAAGUGGCAGUGGAUGGGGAAGAGCAAGGGAAGAUGAUGUCGCUUAUAAUAUGGAACGUGGAAGAGGGAGUGGAUGGGGAAGAGAUUGGGAAGAUGAUAACAGGAGUUAUGGAACAGAACAUGGAAGGGGCGGAGGAGGGAGAGGAUGGGGUAGAAGGGAUGAUGAUGAUGCUGGCGGUUAUGGAAUGGAACAUGGAGCGCACACAAGAGGAAGAGGAAGAGGAAGAGGAGGGGGAAGGGGAAGAAGAGGGAGAUAAAGCGGAGGAUUUUAUCGACCUUUUUUUGUUUUGUAUCAGGUAGUGUGUUCGUCAUACCAUGAUUUCUUACUGUAUUUAGUAUUUACCGGCUUAGCUUCAUAUGCUCUUACCAAACAGAAUUU
Messenger RNA from Argentina anserina (silverweed cinquefoil), 1810 nucleotides. RefSeq lists its product as uncharacterized. The record is from RefSeq and is a predicted model, not a curated record. Gene Ontology annotation, cellular component: nucleus. The coding region runs from base 15 to 1688 and encodes 557 amino acids. NCBI's taxonomy places the organism in Eukaryota, Viridiplantae, Streptophyta, Magnoliopsida, Rosales, Rosaceae. The transcript is spliced from 6 exons.